Molecule: messenger RNA, 2507 nt
Organism: Neltuma alba
Lineage: Eukaryota; Viridiplantae; Streptophyta; Magnoliopsida; Fabales; Fabaceae
Product: zinc finger protein JACKDAW
Exons: 3
Coding region: 475-2049 (524 amino acids)
Cellular component (GO): nucleus
Molecular function (GO): DNA-binding transcription factor activity
Source: RefSeq, a predicted model, not a curated record
GGGAAAGAGAGAGAGCGAGAAGUGGUCAGGGAGGGGGAAAAAAAGUGUCUCCAAUGUUAUCUUUAUCUAUAGCUGGCCAUCCUGUUUGAGUGGUUUUGGUUUUAUGCCGAUGCUUACGAAAUCAAACAAACCAGAAACCAGAUCAGCUGCGACUAGAGUCCGAAGCUCCUUUGCAUUACUAUAUAGCUUCUUUCGAGGUUCAAUAUAUUUAUAUUUUUAUAUACUUUGGUAGUUUGAUAAUUAGGUUCAGGCUCCGGUUUCGGCCAUGGCCUUUUCUUGAGUUUGGCAGAAUCGAAGUCAGCCAGGUCUCGUAGUGUAGUUUUGGGUAGCAUCCAAAAGAAUUUAUAUUGAUUUGGCUUUUGCUUCUGGUAAGCCCUUUGUUUUCUUGCUUGUACUGUCUGAUACCGUUGAAAGUUUGCGGUUCGCUUCUGCUUCCCCAACCCUUCCAAUAUAGUCUACCCUUUAUUUUCCAAUAUGCAAAUGCUAUCUGGCGACCCCUUUUCCUUAUCCUCUUCCAUCGGAGGGUUUGCUCCUGAGCCAAACCCAAACCCAAACCCUAACCCUAAACUUAAUCCUCCUCCCCUCCCUAAGAAGAAGAGGAAUCUUCCAGGAACACCAGAUCCAGAUGCGGAGGUCAUCGCCCUUUCGCCCAAGUCUCUCAUGGCUACCAAUCGAUUCAUCUGUGAAAUAUGCAACAAAGGUUUCCAGAGAGACCAAAACCUGCAGCUUCACCGAAGGGGACACAACCUCCCAUGGAAGCUGCGACAAAGGUCGAACAAGGAGGUCCGGAAGAAGGUGUACAUAUGCCCAGAGAAGACAUGCGUACACCACGACCCCUCCAGAGCAUUGGGGGACCUCACCGGGAUAAAGAAGCAUUACAGCAGAAAACACGGGGAGAAGAAGUGGAAGUGCGACAAGUGUUCGAAGAAAUACGCUGUCCAGUCCGAUUGGAAAGCUCACACCAAAACUUGCGGUACUAGAGAAUAUAAGUGCGAUUGUGGUACCCUCUUCUCUAGGAAAGACAGUUUCAUCACCCACAGAGCCUUCUGCGAUGCCUUGACAGAAGAGAGUGCGAGACUUACCUCAGUUGGAACGUCAGAUUUAAAUUUUAAGAACGAAGAGAGUGUAAUGAACUCUACUUCUCAGCUUAGCUCGGCACACGGAUUUUGCGUUUCGCAAUUCGGUGCAAAUGGGUUUCGUUCAGAAUUUGAAGGAAUGGGCAUGACUAUGGGUGGAGCCGACCAGCAAAUGAGGCCCAGUUUGUCGUUGUGGUUGAACCAGCUGGGAAAUCCCCGCAUCAAUAAUCCUCUAGAAGUGGGACCUAAUUCUGGUCUUUAUGUGUCAUCUUCAAGUUCUUCAGGUUUGCCCGAGAUCAAUAUGCAAAUGCCUCAACCUAAUAACACCUUUGCUCCUUCUUCUUUGUGUAAUUAUUCCCCAUCGACACUCCCUAUUGGGAAAAAAGGAGAAAGUAGCGGAACUGGAAACUUAGUAUCUAUUUAUAAUUCUGACGCUCGAAACAAUCAAUCAAAGCCAGCUUCUCCCAUGUCAGCCACUGCACUUCUACAGAAAGCAGCUCAGAUAGGCUCAACCAGAAGCAGCAACCCUUCCAUAUUUAGCGGCAGUUUUGGGGUAAUGAGCUCGUCUUCUUCCCAAACUACGGCAAGUCUCGAAAAUAACGCAGACCAAAACCGUAACAACGAGCUGAACCAAAUGUAUCAGAGUAUGAAGCAAUCAGAGAAUUUUAGUUCAAGUAGCAGUGGUGUAGGUACGUUGGGGAUGAGCAAUAACUUCAGCUCAUUGACGCAUUCAUCGAACAGUGGCCUUGAUGAGCUUGUGUCGCAAUCCCGUGGAAGACAAAGUAACAAACAAGUGCAAUUGAAGCUGCAUCCUGAUUCAAACACUGGGGAACAUGGUUACACCAGAGAUUUUCUGGGAAUGAGCGGAGCAGGAGGAGCUGGUACUCCUUUCCUUCCCGAAGAGCUCGCUAAAUUUGCUUCCAUUGCCUCAUCCAUGGGAAUGUCUCAGUUCACGAGUAGUACUACUCAGUAAAUUAAGAUCGGAUUUUCAGGCAGUGCUCAUGUAUCAUGAUAUAUGAGCUUACGCAAUAUGAAUCAACCCGAAGGAAGGUGUCGAGUUAGAGCGAGUUAAUGUGAUGGAGGUGGGUGAAAGAUGGAGUUUGCGAAUUGCCAGAAGCCAGAAUGCAGCGGGGCCCCACUGCACGUCAAGAGGUGCGGACUCCGAGUCAUGCAUGUUCUCCUAGUUGUUUUCCUUCUGUCUCAGCAACUACUGUUAUCGUUUUUGUUUUCUCUUCCUGGUCAGAAAUCCAAGGAAGAAUGAAAUAAAAUUUGCAUUCAUCACCGCUUGUAUAUGACUACACUAACGCAACUGAGCUGCCGUCAUGACUCUAAAAAAAGGGGAGACUGGGAAACGCAAAAAAAAAAAAAAAAGUAGGUUUCACGUACAUUGUAAUAUUAUUUCUACUUACUACGAUCCGUCGAAUUCUGGCA